CCUAUAAGGGUCACCCCAGCCUCCCUAGCGUCGGAGUCCGGCGUGCGCAGCGACCGGCAGUGCAGAGAAUGGCUUUGAACACCAACCUCCGGGUGCGGCUGCCCGUCAUCUGCCUGGUCCUGCAGGUGGUGAUGGUGGUUCUCUUCGGCGUGUUCGUGCGCUACGACGUCCAGGCGGAUGCCCGCUGGUGGUUGGAGAAGAAGCUCAAGAACAUCUCAAGCGACAUUGAGAACGACUUUUACUAUCGCUACUCAAGUUUCCAGGAUGUGCACGCCAUGGUCUUCGUGGGCUUCGGCUUCCUUAUGACCUUCCUGCAGCGCUAUGGCUUCAGCGCUGUAGGCUUCAACUUCCUGCUGGCAGCCUUCGGCAUUCAGUGGGCGCUGCUCAUGCAGGGCUGGUUCCGCUUCUUUGAAGAAGGCCACAUUAUCCUGAGCGUGGAGAACUGCAGCUCCUCGCUGGUCCUGUCUCCCGAUAGCAUCAUCGAAGCUGACUUCUGUGUGGCAUCUACCUGUGUGGCCUUUGGGGCAGUGCUAGGCAAGAUCAGCCCAGUCCAACUGCUUAUCAUGACCUUCUUCCAAGUGACCCUGUUCGCAGUGAAUGAGUACAUCAUCCUCUACCUGAUAGAGGCAAAGGAUGCAGGGGGCUCUAUGACCAUCCACACAUUUGGCGCCUACUUUGGGCUCACAGUGACCUGGAUCCUCUACCGAAAGAAUCUGGAGCAGAGCAAGCAGAGACAGAGUUCAGUGUACCACUCGGACCUUUUUGCCAUGAUUGGCACCCUCUUCCUGUGGAUAUACUGGCCCAGCUUCAAUUCAGCCAGUUGCUCCCAUGGAGACACCCAACACCGAGCAGCCCUCAAUACCUACCUCUCCUUGGCGGCUAGUGUGCUAACCACAGUGGCAGUGUCCAGUAUCAUACACAAGAAGGGCAGGCUGGACAUGGUGCACAUCCAGAAUGCCACACUUGCAGGUGGGGUGGGCGUGGGCACAGCCGCGGAGAUGAUGCUCACACCUUACGGCGCCCUCAUCGUGGGCUUCUUCUGUGGCAUCUUCUCCACCCUAGGAUUCGCGUACCUAUCGCCAUUCCUGGAGUCCCGCCUGCGCAUCCAGGACACAUGUGGCAUUCACAACCUGCACGGCAUCCCUGGCAUCAUAGGUGGCAUCGUGGGUGCCGUGGCAGCAGCCUACUCCUCUCCUGAUAUCUACGGAGAGCCAGGGCUGCUCCAUUCAUUUGGCUUUGGGGGCUAUAAGGCAGACUGGACCAAGAAAAUGCAGGGCAGAUCCCAGAUAUUUAGCCUCCUCCUGACCUUGGCCAUAGCCCUGGUGGGCGGCAUCAUUGUGGGGCUCAUUUUGAAAUUGCCAUUCUGGGGACAAGCGGCUGAUGAAAACUGCUUUGAGGACAGCAUCUACUGGGAGAUUUCUGAAGAGGUGAACACUGUCUACAUUCCUGAGGACCUCACCCACAAACAUCCUGCUCCUCCAGUACCUUCGAUACCCUUGGUACUUCCAACGCCUUCAGCAUCCUUGGUUGCUCAAGUACCUCCAACACCUCCAGUAUCCUUAGCAACUUCGGCAUCCUUGGUACACUAAGCUCCCAAGGCAGGUGAGAAGCGGGCUUCGAAGACUGUCCCCAAGCUCUGGAAGGAGGUGGAGCGACCUAGCUAGGGAUUCAGGAGCAGGGCAGCUGAAAGGCCUGCUGACCUGGACCCAGCACCUCCCAGACCCCCUUCAUCCCGGGGGCUUGCCUGAGAAUGGAGGAAUUCCGACAAAGUGAGCUCCAAGCCAGGGUCAGCUGCAGAAGAUCUGCCCCUGCCUGGGGUCAGCAUGCUCAAUAGCCUGUGGAAAGCAGCAUGGACAAUGGCUGGGAUAGGAGUGAGCUUGACCCUCCCAGGGGGUACCACUUCACGGGACUCUUCCAGCCCUGCCUGUUCCCCAACCACAGUUCCUGUGCUCCUGGGGACCCCAGACCACUCUAUCCUGUGUAGUAAAUAAAUGUUGUUGAUGUUCUUU
Alexandromys fortis (reed vole) is the source of this 2009-nucleotide messenger RNA. RefSeq names its product Rh family C glycoprotein (gene Rhcg). Gene Ontology annotation, biological process: ammonium homeostasis; ammonium transmembrane transport. Bases 69 to 1589 code for a protein of 506 amino acids. Lineage: Eukaryota; Metazoa; Chordata; Mammalia; Rodentia; Cricetidae. Gene Ontology annotation, molecular function: ammonium channel activity. The record is from RefSeq and is a predicted model, not a curated record. Gene Ontology annotation, cellular component: apical plasma membrane; basolateral plasma membrane; plasma membrane. The transcript is spliced from 11 exons.